AAGGUAUUCCCCCGUCUGGCCCUCGUGCCCUAGCACGGCGAUUUGCCAUCUGAAUCAUACCCUACACUGGUGCGGGCGUGCGGCGGCUCCUCUUGCGCAGCCGGGUAUUCCCGGCGAUGUCUGAGCGUCGGCGGCGUGGCCACUGCAUCUCGGCGGCAGAUGGAGAGGGUGUCAAACGGUGCACGGAGGUGGCGAGCGGCAACCUGUUUGAUAUCUCAUGCAUUUCUUUCCUCACCAAGUUCCCUAUUAAGGCGAAGGCCGUGUCCGGGAGGGAUUCCAAACAAUUUCCAGACAAAAAGAGAGACAGUCUUCGAAUUCACCUAUCGAUUCCCACAUUAACAGAGGCCGUGUCCGAAUUCAUCUCGGUAUACCAGAGGAAGGGGAAUUUGAAGGUAUACCAGAGGAAGGGGAAGAAGAAGAAGAGGGUGCUGCCGCAGCAGCAGACUUUCGAGCUGCCGGACGAGAUUGUCUGGGAGAUCAUGAUCCGGCUGCCAGUGGAAUCCCUGGCGAGAUUCAAAACCGUCAGCAAGGCCUGGCUUGCCAUCAUUUCGGAUCCUUCUUUUGUUCGCGCGCAUCUCCAGUGCUCCAAGCAGAAACAGCACCGCAACCCAUCACAUUUCCUCAUCAACCCCAAGUUUCUUUUGGAAAUAAGUAAUGCCGAUGCUUUUUCCACCAACAUCCAGUUCUACCAGUGGUGUUUACAAGAAAACAUGAUGAGGAGUACUGCAACACUACUGUACGGGAGACACUUCCCUACCAGCGAGUUUGGGAGAGUGUCCGAUAUGGCACAUUGUGAUGGCUUGAUGCUGCUCCCCACCGACACCAAGGUCUACGUCUUCAACCCAGCCACAAAGGACACCAUUGCACUGCCAGAGAGCCAGCGCAACAUGAUGUGGCAUCACAGAUGUCUCCCCGUCGGCUUGGGCCUUGAUACUUCCACCGGCAAAUACAAGGUCGCACGCUCUUUCUACCGCUCCCGUUGUUCUGAUCCCGUGGAGAUCGUUGCGAUGGGGAUGGAGGUCUUCACCAUCAAUGGCAAACACGGCUCUUGGAGGGAAACUUUGGUUGAUCCACCCUACCCAAUCUUGAGUUCACAGGCUGCCACACACUACAAGGGAUGUUUAUUCUAUUCUAUUGAUAAGAACAAUCUGCAGCGGCCCCCGCACGGGUUAGUGCGUUUCAGCCUUGCAGACGAAACAUUUGGUGUCACUCCAUUGAUCACAAACAUAUACCCUGAAGUUGACCAUGACGAUUUUUUUAUUAGUGAGUUUGAUGGGGAGCUAUGCUGUACUUACCUCUGCAGCCAUCUGCAACGGGUAUUGGUCUUCACAACAAGAGGUGUAGACCAUCCAAAAUGGAGUUUACGUUAUUUGAUAAAUGUCCAAUCGCAUUUCUAUCCACUGGUCCCACUUGGCAGCGGUAGGAUCCUUUUGCGCGGAGGUAACUGUCUCCUCGGUUACAAUUUGGAAGCUUCCGAAAUAGAAGUAGGUGAAAGAUUCGAUAUGGAUGAAAUAAGGUACCUUGCUCCUUCUCAAGACACCUUGGGGCGUGCAUGGGAAAAUGUAUUGUGGUUUGACUUGAUUUCUUACACGGAAAGCCUUGUUCCAGUUACACCUAAGCUCCUCAACCACAUCGAUACAAGUGAGGCAUGCAGCAGACAGACUUCUUAACUAAGUUUCAGAGGAAUGCCGGGUUUGUUGCCAAUGGUGUGGCAAAGAACCUGAAUAAAGUUGGGACCUAGAUCAAAGACACAAUUGGUGAUAUGAUGUACCCGGACCGGAAGCGUCCCAAAUAGAACAUAUGCCUGUUCUCUAUAGAUCUUGCAGGGGAUUUAGACACUAGAACCAGCGGGAGCAUGAGAUCAAUCACUCCUCCAGACACCCGGAAUAGAAGUAGCAUUCUGUAGUUUUGUUGGUUUCAGAAGCUCUAGAAAAAUGGUGACGAGAUUUGACUCAUUUCAGUGUUACAAAAAACAACCACUUGGACACUGAUUGUAGGGGCAUAAUAUUGUGUUCUCCACUUGGCCCCACUGCUCGCCCAAUUGAUUGUUGUUUCGCUGGGUGCAUGGGUUCCUCCAGUAGUGUACAGGAUGUCAAGUAAUAAGACAAACAAAACCCGUUUUGUGUCUUCUGAUAAUAACAUGAGAGCGGCAUCGGAAGCCUCAAUGCUGUUUCUUAA
This is a messenger RNA of Panicum virgatum (switchgrass), 2178 nucleotides long. RefSeq names its product putative F-box protein At2g02030. Lineage: Eukaryota; Viridiplantae; Streptophyta; Magnoliopsida; Poales; Poaceae. The record is from RefSeq and is a predicted model, not a curated record. Gene Ontology annotation, molecular function: protein binding. The transcript has 5 exons. The coding region runs from base 117 to 1670 and encodes 517 amino acids.